AUGGCUCAAGGGCCAGAGACGGCAGCACUCAUCAAUGCUUGGGAACAAACGUGGUGGAUGGACGACCAGACAAAGUACGAAAACGCGUCGCCUGACAUGCUGCGUGAAUACCAUAGGACUUGGCUCGCAGCACUGGAACCAAAAGAUCGCCGCUUGGACUGGCCAGAACUCUCUAUGUUCCUUGUGGUGGAUGCCGAAGUUCUGGCUCGUGUUAGUGGAAUGGAUGUUGUGAAUCAGCCAUUGCCUCUCGAGCAACAUCCGUUCGUCAAGGUUUUCGAUGCGAAUGGCUCGAGCGACAGCGACAGCGGGAACUAUCCAGGAUGGAUGAAGUUGAGCUUGACCGGAAUCUAUCACCUUUAUGUCAAGGCCCUUGGUUGUCGCGGGAUGCGGGAGCUGUGCGUCAAGUAUACGGAGUGGUCGAUUAGAGAUGCGCUUCCCGAGGAGACAUAUCUUAUCGAAUCAGAUGAUUCGGAAACUUUGGACUCUGACGACGUGCCUUCUGACUACGAAAUGGGUCCAGGUGAUCCUGAUGAUAUGGCUAUAUGA
Messenger RNA from Aureobasidium uvarum, 546 nucleotides. NCBI's taxonomy places the organism in Eukaryota, Fungi, Ascomycota, Dothideomycetes, Dothideales, Saccotheciaceae. The record is from the annotation of a GenBank genome assembly.